CCGCUGAACGAUGCCGGAGGAGAGACAAGUAGGAGCAACAGCAUUUUCUUCUUCCAUCACCUUCCUUAUAAAAGGCCUUCACCCCAAAAAAAAAAAAAAACAUUUUCACGUUUUUUCCUGUCCAAUUCUCUCACUUUCCCAAACAUGGAUAACGAUGGCGGCGAAGCAGCAAGGGGGAAGAGCGUUGGAAUCUCUCGUGUUGUCCUCAAUGAAAGGAUCCUUUCUUCAAUGACUCGAAGAUCCGUCGCUGCUCAUCCAUGGCAUGACUUGGAGAUCGGACCUGGUGCUCCAGCAGUAUUUAACUGUGUGGUUGAAAUUGGCAAAGGUAGCAAGGUCAAGUACGAGCUUGACAAGACCAGUGGUCUUAUAAAGGUUGAUCGUGUUCUGUACUCAUCGGUUGUUUACCCGCAUAACUAUGGUUUCAUUCCAAGGACUAUUUGUGAAGACAGUGAUCCUAUGGAUGUCCUGAUUCUGAUGCAGGAGCCUGUGUUACCCGGUUCUUUCCUUCGUGCUCGUGCUAUUGGGUUAAUGCCCAUGUUUGAUCAGGGUGAGAAGGAUGACAAGAUUAUUGCUGUAUGUGCUGAUGAUCCUGAGUUCCGUCAUUACACUGACAUCAAACAGCUUCCUCCUCAUCGCCUGGCUGAAAUCCGGCGCUUCUUUGAGGACUACAAAAAGAAUGAGAACAAGAAGGUUGAUGUAGAAGACUUUUUGCCAGCUGAGAGUGCUAUUGAAGCCAUCAAGUAUUCCAUGGAUCUGUAUGCAUCUUACAUUGUUGAAAGCUUGAGGAAGUAACUGUCUUUGUGACUAUUUGGUCAAUUGCUGUAACAUUUUACUUGUUGGAUAUAAUAUUUGUGUGGCUAGACUUCUAGUAGCAUGCCUCUCUUGGUGAAACUUAUCUAAUAUAUUCAUGCUUUGAUAGUGCCUUCUGUUGCACUUCUUAUAUACUGAACUUUUUACUAGCAUGUAAUCUGUUGUCUAUCGGCUAUUGCUCAUGGAAGGGAAAGAUUCCAGUUUCAAA
Messenger RNA from Durio zibethinus, 1018 nucleotides. RefSeq names its product soluble inorganic pyrophosphatase PPA1-like. Gene Ontology annotation, cellular component: cytoplasm. The record is from RefSeq and is a predicted model, not a curated record. Lineage: Eukaryota; Viridiplantae; Streptophyta; Magnoliopsida; Malvales; Malvaceae. Gene Ontology annotation, biological process: phosphate-containing compound metabolic process. Gene Ontology annotation, molecular function: inorganic diphosphate phosphatase activity; magnesium ion binding.